Messenger RNA from Diprion similis, 2643 nucleotides. It is a transcript of the gene hry, whose product is annotated as protein hairy-like. Lineage: Eukaryota; Metazoa; Arthropoda; Insecta; Hymenoptera; Diprionidae. Gene Ontology annotation, molecular function: DNA-binding transcription factor activity, RNA polymerase II-specific; protein dimerization activity; RNA polymerase II cis-regulatory region sequence-specific DNA binding. The transcript has 3 exons. Bases 523 to 1602 code for a protein of 359 amino acids. Gene Ontology annotation, cellular component: nucleus. The record is from RefSeq and is a predicted model, not a curated record. Gene Ontology annotation, biological process: regulation of neurogenesis; anterior/posterior pattern specification; regulation of transcription by RNA polymerase II.
UCGAGGACGGUCGGCUCGUUCGAGGAGGUCGAGAGAGUCUAGAGGCAGAAAACGUUGGACUACAGCGAGUACGUGAGUCAGUCGAGCUCCGAUGCGCUGAGCGAUAGCACGAGCCUAGGAGCGAUCUAGCGAUCUGGCAAUUGGCCGCGGGUAAUUGAAGUUUGGACUUCGAUUACAAUUUCCGAAAAAAAGAAUUCCAAACUUUUUCAUCAUACGAAAUUCACCACCGAUCGGAUUACGCGACGAGUGUAAACGUAAAUGAAAAGAUAAAAACGUGGUUUCAAGAGUUUUUUUUUUUCAUCAACCAAGUGAUUCGUUCGCCGUCAUCAGCCACCGUCGAAGAAGCUUGGAUUAUUUUUACCAUCUACCUGUGCAGUGUGAAAUAAUAUAUAUAAAAUAAAAAGGAAAAAACAUUGUUAAUCCAGAGAGUGAAGAAAAUAACUAGUUAAACUUGAUUAAAGCAAGAUUAUUACGCCUGGUUUCAUCUCUCUGAGACGUGAUAUUAUAUAUACCGUUUAAAUCAUGGUGACCGGGGUUGGUGCUACGAUGCCAACCGGAGGCGUCACGGUGGGCUCUGCACCACAGACCCAACACGUGCCUCAGGAGGCAGGACAACCUCCUGCUCAAACUGCGACUUCAACCACCAGACGAUCCGGAGAAAAUCGACGGAGCAAUAAACCGAUAAUGGAAAAACGUCGUCGAGCUCGGAUAAACAACUGCCUGAAUGAUCUGAAGACCCUGAUACUCGACGCGAUGAAAAAAGACCCAGCGAGACAUUCGAAGCUGGAAAAAGCUGACAUCCUCGAGAUGACUGUGAAGCACCUGGAGACGUUGCAGCGUCAGCAAGUUGCUCUUGCGGCGGCGACAGAUCCGAACGUGCUGAACAAGUUCCGCGCCGGAUUCACGGAAUGCGCGGGAGAAGUCGGCCGGUUCCCAGGCCUCGAGGCGUCGGUGAAACGACGUUUGAUGGCGCAUUUGGCCUCGUGCCUGGGCCCCGUCGACUCGACGACGACGUCGAACGGCCAGAACGGACAACAGCCGGUCCAACCAGCGGCGCCGACGACCCAACUCCAGGUCCAUAUCCUGCCGCAGGUCGACGCCACCCCUAGGAUCCAGGUCCAGCAGUCGAACGGCAUCUUCUUCACGAACGCCAACGGCACGGGACUCCAGUUGGUACCAACGCGCCUUCCCAACGGCGAUAUCGCCCUCGUUUUGCCCGCUGGUGCCAAGGCGACACCCGUCGCAUCCCCGUCGACAUCGCCGGCACCCGCAUCGCCUCUUCCCACCCUGAUACCGAUCCCCCAGAGGACGGCCUCCACCGCAUCUGCAUCCUCGUCAUCUUCCUCGGCCAGCUCGACCUCCACAUCGGCCGGCAGUCCCGUCGCCUUUGAGGCACCACCCCCCGCCUUCAGGGAGCAGAGUUCACCCUUUACCACCACCGCCAGUCACAGGGACGUCGCCACUUCACCGGCGAACGGAUACACCAGCGAUCCUGAGUUCGACCCACGGGUAUACAGCGCACCAUUGCAAAAACCUCUCGCUCUCGUUAUGAGGAAGAGCGUCGUUCCCGAGGUCGAGGACAAGCCAUGGAGACCGUGGUAAGGAGGAGAUAUAUGGAGGAUUUCCCUUAACGCACCUGCAAGAGUCGAGAGAUGAGAGAAAAUCGAUGACUUGGGCUUCCCCGACAAAGACUAAUUGAUCUUCGUUUUUAUUUGUGUUGUUUCUUUUUUUUUUUUUUUGCAUUUUUAAUUUUCAACGAGGAUGAUAUGUAACGACUUAGGGUGUAGAGAUAUAAAGAUGUAGAGAGCGAGUGUGUCUCCGCGAUGUCGGCCAGUAAAAUAAUUAACCUGUUGGGCAGUGCCUUGAACAGUGCCUUUGUUGUAGAUCGUGUAUCUAGAGUUGUUCUGUAUAUAUAGAGAUAUUUGCCACGUGUGGACUUUUACCCGAGACUAUUUGACGAAGGAUAUACGAGUAAGAAGGAAUGAACAUACGAAUGUAUAAUGGUUUGGUUUUUUUUUUUUUUUUUUUUUUUCUUAUUAAUGGUUCAGAAACCCAUUUGAUUGCAAUUCCGUUGAACCUCGACGAUCCGACAAUUUAGAAAUGUAAAUAUAGAAAACGGUAAAGUGUAGGUAUAACGUAUGUUAUUGUACCCCCAUCAACCUCUACGAUAAUUAAACUAUAUAAGUGCCUUACGCAACAAGAAUCACUCAAGUCUUCCAUUAAUAAUAAUUAAUACCUUAUAUGUUUCUUGUGUACGUAAAUCGCAACUGCAGAGAAAGAAAAGUUUAAAUAGAGUAAAAAAUAAAAUGCGUAAUAACGUUGUGUAAAUUAUAAUAGAUGUUUAAGAAUUUUGUAAUUAAUUUGUUAUAAUUAUUCGAUUACACAGUUUAGUGAUGUAAGAAAUUGAGAGAUACGAUGAGAAAAUGUUAACGAAAGAAUAUUGUAGAGGAGAGAUAUAGGUAGAUAAGAAAGAGAGAGCGAGAGAGAGAGAGAGAGAGAGAAAGGACGUAUGUAAGAAUGCUUUAUUUAUAUUUAUGAGUGUAAAAGAUUGAGUUUAUUAUUCCUGUCUAUUAUGACGAUAGAAAAGCACGCUUAUUACAACAAGAGUGUCAAAUAAAUUGAUCUCUUUAUUAAAACCUUUAA